CGCGCCCCCUCCCGGCCGCCAUGUUGGCUGGUGUGUGGGUGUCAAACGGAGCUAGACGCGGCGGCGGCUCCGCGGUCUCCGGUCGCUCCCGCCUCCCCAGCGCUACUGGCGGCCGCAGCCGCGCACCCGCGCCGGCCCGGAGGAGCGGAGGUCAUGGCUUCCGGCUUCCUGGACCUGAGGCUCCCACGGAGGAAAUGACUGUCAGGGAUCUUGCUCCAGAUGUGUUAGAGACUGAACUUUGCAUGGUGUGAUCUUGCCCAGGACAGGAAAUUUUCUCUCUUUGAAGGGCUUUACAUUUGUAACAAAGAAAAUUAAAGAUGACGACCUCGUCUAUCAGACGCCAGAUGAAAAACAUUGUGAACAAUUACUCAGAAGCUGAAAUAAAAGUCCGAGAAGCCACUUCCAAUGACCCAUGGGGCCCUUCCAGCUCUCUGAUGACUGAGAUCGCUGACCUGACCUACAAUGUGGUGGCCUUCUCAGAGAUCAUGAGCAUGGUGUGGAAGCGGCUCAAUGACCAUGGCAAGAACUGGCGGCAUGUGUACAAGGCGCUGACGCUGCUGGACUACCUCAUCAAGACCGGCUCCGAGCGCGUGGCCCAGCAGUGCCGCGAGAACAUCUUCGCCAUCCAGACCCUGAAGGACUUCCAGUAUAUCGACCGUGAUGGCAAGGACCAGGGCAUCAACGUGCGUGAGAAGUCAAAGCAGCUGGUGGCCCUCCUCAAGGAUGAGGAGCGUCUGAAGGCUGAGAGGGCCCAGGCUCUCAAAACCAAAGAGCGCAUGGCCCAGGUCGCCACCGGCAUGGGCAGCAACCAGAUCACCUUCGGCCGUGGCUCCAGCCAGCCCAACCUCUCCACCAGCUACUCGGAGCAGGAGUAUGGCAAGGCUGGGGGCUCGCCGGCCUCCUACCAUGGCUCACCCGAGGCCUCACUGUGCCCCCAGCACCGCACAGCAGCCCCGCUGGGUCAGAGUGAGGAGCUGCAGCCACUGAGCCAGCGCCACCCCUUCCUGCCGCACCUGGGGCUGGCCUCCCGCCCAAAUGGCGACUGGUCCCAGCCCUGCCUCACUUGUGACCGCGCAGCCCGAGCCACUUCUCCACGGGUGUCCUCCGAGCUGGAGCAGGCCAGGCCCCAGACCAGCGGCGAGGAGGAACUGCAGCUGCAGCUGGCGCUCGCCAUGAGCAGAGAGGUGGCUGAGCAGGAAGAACGCCUCAGGCGGGGUGAUGACCUCAGAUUACAGAUGGCCCUAGAAGAAAGCCGAAGAGACACAGUUAAAGUUCCAAAAAAGAAAGAGCACGGCUCCCACCCACAACAGACCACGCUAUUGGAUCUAAUGGAUGCCCUUCCCAGCUCAGGCCCUGCUGCCCCGAAAGCAGAGCCCUGGGGCCCAUCAGCUUCAGCUAAACAGCCCAACCCCUGGGGCGGGCCAGUGGCCCCAGCCAGCACAUCGGACCCCUGGCCAUCAUACGAUCCUAAAGGGGAGCAGGGCCCAUGGGAGAUAACUGGAGGUGUCAGAAGAGGCUCUCAAACAAUUUCAGGGUGGAGCUGCAUAGCCGUGGGGCGCUCUGAGUGGAAGCCUUGCCUCAGAGCCCCAGAUGGUGCCAAGCCAGCUGCCUCUGUCGACCCGUGGGGAGUGCCCACUGGGACCAGCACACACUCCAUCGCCAAGAGCUCAGACCCCUGGGCAGCCCCGCAGCAGCCUGCCUCCAGUGCUGGGAAAACAGCCGACGCCUGGGCUGCAGCCUCCACUGCCAAGCCUGUGUCCACCUCUGGGGCCUUUGAUCUCUUCAGUAAUUUGAAUGGUACAAUUAAAGAUGACUUUUCUGAAUUCGACAACCUCCGAACUUCAAAAAAAACAGCCGAGGCGGUGGCCUCUCCGCCAUCCCAAAACAAUGGAACUGCAAGCCCUGACCCCUUUGAGUCUCAGCCCCUGACCGUCGCCUCGAGCAAGCCCAGCAGCACCCGGAAAACACCCGAGUCCUUCCUGGGCCCCAACGCAGCCCUGGUGAACCUGGACUCACUGGUGACCAGGCCAGCCGUGCCAGCCCAGUCCCUCAACCCUUUCCUGGCACCAGGUGCGGCUGCAGCUUCGGCCCCUGUCAACCCCUUCCAGGUGAACCAGCCCCAGCCACCAACGCUGAACCAGCUGCGGGGGAGCCCAGUCCUGGGGUCCAGCACGUCCUUCGGGCCUGGCCCAGGUGUGGAGCCCAUGGCUAUGGCCUCUGUGACCUCCACGGCCUCACACCCAGCUCUGGGAGCCAGCAGCUCCUCCCUGACGCCACUGGGCCCCACCACAAUGAACAUGGUGGGCAGUGUGGGCAUCCCCCCGUCGGCAGCUCAGGCCAGUGGCACAACCAACCCUUUCCUUCUCUAGUGCCCGGGCCUGGGACCUGCCGCAGAGCGAGUGCCCAGAACAUCUCUGCCCGAGGGUGCUGAGCAGGGACUGUCCUUUGUGGAAUGGUAUCUCAGAGUUGGGGCGGCUAUGAGGGAUCUCCAGUUCUGGCCCCCUGAUAAGGGGUUGUCUUUACAGCCCCGACCCUCGGACUCAGUGGCGGCAGGUUUGCUGAGACAUCGGACACAGCACGCAGGUCUCCAAGCCUUCCGAGGCGGCCUGCUCACCUGUCCCCCGUCUGCAGCCUGCAGCAUACGGGAGGGUCCCUGCCCCAGCCCGGCCACCCUCACUGCUGCCUCCCAUGUACGGGGUCCGGGGUCCUGGCUCCUGUGCAGAUCAGCUGGCGCUCUGGGGCCCUGGACAAGGAGGCGGGAGUCCUCAGUGUUGCCCUUGCCCCCAGCCUCAGCCUGAGGGUCUCUGAGCCACUGCCUCCACCCAGGACUUGGGAUGGCCACCUUGUCUUUGCCCCCCAGCCCUAGCAACACCCCAGGCAGUCCCAGGUGUGGACAGAAUGAAGUGCCGGCUCCGUUAGACACUGACCUUUUGGGGAAGUGGUUGUGUAUAUUUUACUUUUCUUUGACUCGUGUGUGAGUUCAAAGUAAACACUCAGCUGUGGAGCGACUCGAACUAAGUCCACUAGAGCAAGCUUUAAACUCACCCGAGCGUAACCCUGCCACGCGGCUCUAUGCUGGCAUCCGUUUGCACAGUUUCAUAUUUGAGUUUGCAGAAUUAUCUAAUAGUCUUUUUUUGGCUAAUAUUUUUAUAAGGUGGUUCUUAUUUAACUGUCUAGUUUUGAUAGAAUUUACCAGGUCUGGCUGAAUUAAGAUAUGGGCACAUGUCAUGUUAGUGGUUUAAAUCCUCUUAUUUAUGGUUUUAACUCUGUAAGAAAAUUUAAAUAGGAAGAGACAAAAAAAUGCCUUAUGGAAAAACUAAAGCAAAUUCUUUAUAGGGAAAAAUAUGGGAAUUUGAUUACACAUAAAAGAUGAUGUUUAUUUAGAAAGAAGACAACAACAGCAACAAAAAAUCCUAGCCUCCAGUUGCCUUUUCCUUUCUUUAACUCCCCCUCUUGGUAAAUUACCAAACGGAUUGACUUUCAGCCUUUUGGGCUAGAUCCUAAGAGAGAGGCUCUUCUUACCGAGAUACCAACAUCAAGAAAGUUAAAGAAAACAAUGUAACGUAUGAAUGUGACUCACCAGUUUGUAUCAGUGAGUUCCUUUUUGUAACUGAAGGCGUGCACGGAUUGAUGAGGACUUCGUUCACAAGGAAAGCUGAGUGGAAGAGACGCCUUGAACCUGUGUCUCUCUGAUCUCCUGUCUCACUCCACGCUCAGGGUACAGAUGGGGACGGUGAGGAGACAGCAGUUGUCUGGGGGGCAGCGGCACUUCUGGGCCCUUGGCUUCCUGGGGGAUGGCCCCGGGGCUGGGACGAGGUGAGGGACCAGGGCUGGCCCUGAUCCACCCACCUGCUACUCCAGUCACACGUUGUAGACUUAAAAAUAAUCAUCUCUUAUUUUGGAGAGGAAGAAAAAAAAUCAUUCUCACACAAUGACUUAACAAAUAUGCACUAAUAUUACCACCCUCUCCCCACCCGACCCACCACUGUCCAGCAAGUGUUAGGUCACAAAUCAGAGACGGAAACAACUUGCUUCUCCCCAGGGAACGUACCUCCCCCGAGUCCUGUGUCCGGCCCGCUCGCCUGGCAGGCGUUCCAGUCUCACUUUCCACCGUGGACUUCUAAAUUCAACUCCAAGGGCAGCUGACCACCUGGUGGUCCCUCCGAGGGGGACGGGGCCCCUUCACCCCUCUCUCUGGUUCCAGAGAAGAUGGACCCUCAGCCCUGGGUGCGGGAGAGGUGUAAAACGCCAGGAGGCGCAGGCUGAUCACAGCUGCCCGCUCAGGCCCUCUCCUGCUGCCUUUGGGAAAGAGCUCACCCGUGCUGCCCCGGAGGCUGCCAGUGGCUCCAGGAGCCACCUGCCCAGAGCUCCUGCCCAGCCGUGCCUCUGCCAGAGCCGGAGAUGUGGGGCUGGACCGUGCGCUCUGAAGUCAUUCACGGCCUGGCCUCUUCCGGCCUGGGGGAGGGUGGAGCAGGGUGGGACUCGGGGCAGGAUGCUGCCCCAGGGAGGUGCUUUCACUCAGAUGGUGCACCCCGACCACCUCACAGUCAGCAGACCACUCGUCUCCGUGGGGCAGUGAUUCUUUUGUAACAGUCAGGCUCCUCCUGAUGUGACUCUGAGGCCCCAACAUUACAGCCACUGAGCCACCAAGGCCCAAGAAGACUCCUACCCCACCUACUGGCACAGGCCCCUCCCCAGGCGCCUUGACCCUGUUGCCCGCUGCACUGAUCGUGAAGCCACCGGCCGCUGCCAUGCAUGUUGUACACAUGCCAUCGAGCUCCCUCCUCAAGGGCACCGUGGUAGCGGGGGUCACCCAGCUGUUUUCUCAGUCCCAGGGGCCGGUGGCUGGUUUUGAACUUGUGUUGACUAUUGAUACUUAUUUACUGUAUAAAUAUAAUUUAUCAUUUGUAUCAUGA
Molecule: messenger RNA, 4916 nt
Organism: Equus caballus (horse)
Lineage: Eukaryota; Metazoa; Chordata; Mammalia; Perissodactyla; Equidae
Source: RefSeq, a predicted model, not a curated record